Messenger RNA from Pseudomassariella vexata, 1934 nucleotides. RefSeq names its product major facilitator superfamily domain-containing protein. Gene Ontology annotation, biological process: transmembrane transport. Bases 1 to 1575 code for a protein of 524 amino acids. Gene Ontology annotation, molecular function: transmembrane transporter activity. The transcript is spliced from 2 exons. The record is from RefSeq and is a predicted model, not a curated record. NCBI's taxonomy places the organism in Eukaryota, Fungi, Ascomycota, Sordariomycetes, Amphisphaeriales, Pseudomassariaceae. Gene Ontology annotation, cellular component: membrane.
AUGAUUGAAGAGGAACUCGCUGGGACUAAGGCUUUCACUCUGCCGCGUGAUCGGUCCAGGUUGUCGGUGAUAUCAGUUGCAGAGACCACGUCACGGAUCCGCGAGAUGAGCUUUAUUGCCACAAUCUGCAUGGCCCAGCUAUGCGCUCAAGCUGGAUUGGGUCAGACACUGGCCACUCUUCGAGACGUAGAGGACAGCAUCGGUUCCAACGACGGAGUAGCCCUGAAUUGGUCCGUAGCUGGCUACAGUUUAGCCAUUGGCACAUUCAUCCUCAUUGCAGGUAGAUUGGGUGAUGUCUUUGGGCACAAGCGCAUAUUCAUCGCCGGCUUUGUGUGGUCCGCUCUGUGGGCCACGCUUUCUGGUCUGGCGAUAUUCUCGAACACGAUGCUCUUCACAUGCGGUCGAGUUUUCCAGGGUACAGGGGCCGCAAUGUCCCUUGCCAAUGGCAUUGCGUUGAUUGGCACCACAUAUCCUGCUGAGAAACGAAAGUCGACAGUGCUCGCUAUUCUCGCAGCGACAUCCUCCAUCGGGUUCAUACUCGGGGCAGGUAUCAGCAGUGCCUUCGCAUUGAUAUGGUGGCCGAUCGCGUAUUGGGUCUUUGCUCUUGUGCUCUGUGCCGUGGCGGUCGUUGGCUACUUUUCCAUUGCUAGUUGGCCAGAAAGCAAAGCUCCUAGGACGUUACGUUCUGUCAUUGACGAUCUCGAUAUACCAGGGGCGGUCAUAGGUGUUGCCUCGGUGGUGCUGAUCAAUUAUGCCUUCAACCAAGCUCCAAUCGAAGGCUGGGCCAGGCUGGACAUCUGGAUUGCGCUGAUCGGUGGGCUACUCCUUAUGACACUCUUCGUGGUCAUCGAGCGUUGCUCCGUCCCCAAUCCCCUCGUCCCCCUUCACGCCUUAUCAGCCAAUGUGGCAUUGAUACUCGGGGCUGUGACCUGCGGCUGGGCCUGCCUUGGCAUCUGGGGCUUUUACACUUGGCAGUUCUUGCAAGUGAUACGAGGUUUGUCGCCUUUGCUUAUUACGGCAUGGUUCAGCCCCGUCGUUGCCAUUGGCAUCCUCGCGGCACUUACGGCAGGCCAGUUGCUCGACAAACUCAGGCCUGCUGCUGUCCUGACAAUAUCUAUGCUGGCCUUCGUGGUGGGUACUUGCCUCAUUGCCCUGGUACCGGAGGAUCAACCUUAUUGGGGACAGACUUUUCUUUGUAUGUGCGUCAUCUCCUGGGCCGUGAGUAUGUCCUGCCCGGCAGCAAUUAUGUUGGUGUCAAACUCGAUGGACAAAACACACCAAGGCGUCGCAGGAGGUCUGGUCAGCGCGGUAAUCAACUAUAGCAUAGCUUUGGGAAUUGGUAUCGGGGGCACAGUUGAAAAAGAAGUGGCCAGCCAUGUCUCGACCGUGUCAGCUGUGCUGAUGGGUUACAGAGCCGCUCUAUGGAUGAGUGUGGGGUUGGCUGGGUUGGGUGUAUUGAUCUGUCUCGCAUUGCAGUUCAAAAUGUACCGAAGACGGCCAAAUCGAUGCUGUGAGUGCCAUGGUAUGUUGGCGGAGAAGAUUGUCGGUGAAGACGGGUUGACUUACACGGUGUAGUAAAUUGCCGGCGUUCUGUGCCGAGUUAGAGAAUGAAGAAAGCAGCAGCUCAGUCUCCAGCUGGCAGGCAGCCACCAAUAAUCCUAAGAAUAAUUAAGCCUCACAUUGAGCUCGUGAUCUGGCUGAAAACCGAUAGGUUCCCAGACCCAUUCGCCUCAAUGGCUAUCCCUUCUGGUAUCGAUGCGUGAUAUCCCUGCACGUGGAAAUAUAGAAUAUGCUUAUGCCCUGCACAUGCAGUUUGGUUGUGGGAAGACGACCAAUCAUCACCGCUUGUGGCAUAAGCGGACUGAAGCGCCACCUGCAUGGCUUUGGUCAAUUUAAAUCACAUGUAAGCGAGAAUUUGAUCGAUUCAGAUUCAG